AAAAAACCUUUGGCGAGGGAACCUUUCCACGGCGCAGUCAGUGAUAUGGAGCAGGCACCGGUACCAGCACCGCCAGGCGCUGAUAUGGACGCCGCCGUCCUGCUGCUGGGUGCCGGGAUGACGGCCGCCACGCAUCCGCUGCUUUACGUCAAGCUGCUCAUCCAGGUGGGACACGAACCUCUCCCGCCGACCGUAGGCACAACAAUGUUUGGAAGGCGAGUGUUAUACCUGCCCGGCUUCUUCUCUUACGCGCAGCACAUCGUCAAGGUGGACGGGAAGAGGGGGCUGUUCCGCGGCCUGUCACCCCGGAUCGCAUCCAUCGCCAUCUCCACCGUGAUCAGGACCAGAGCUAAAAAGACCGUACCCAAGAAGGACGACGACGAGCAAACGCCUCUGAGGAGAGUCGUGAAAGAGACCUCUCACGAGAUGGUCAUCCAGUGCCUGUCCAAAAUAGCCACGCAUCCUUUUCACGUUAUGUCAGUGCGUUGCAUGGCCCAGUUUGUUGGCAGAGAGGUCAAGUACAGUGGGAUUUUCAGUAGUAUCAGCAGGAUUUUUAAAGAAGAAGGAGUCGCCGGAUUCUACGCUGGUUUAAUGCCUCACAUGCUCGGCGAAGUCCUCUUCUUGUGGUCUUGCAAUCUACUGGCUCACUUUAUUAACACCUACGCUGUAGACGACAGUUUCAGCCAAGCCUCGGCGGUGAGGAGUUACACAAAGUUUGUGAUGGGCUUUGCAGUGAGCAUCUUAACUUACCCGUUCAUGCUGGUGGCUGACGUCAUGGCGGUCAACAACUGUGGUUUGACUGCAGGUCUUCCUCCUCACUCCCCCAUCUUCGCGUCCUGGCUGCACUGCUGGCGUUACCUCAGCCACAAGGGUCUCCUGUUUCGAGGAUCCAGCUUCUUUUCUCGCCGCGUGCCCGUGACGUCCAUUGACUGAUGUCACCGUCAUCGCCGCCACCUACAGGACGUCCAUUUUUUGCAUUGUCCCCCCUUUUGCACGUCGGAUGAGUGGCUAACAUGUCCGCCUCACAGUAAUGAAGUUGGGAGGUUAAAUCAGGGUUCUUGUCUUCCUGUGUGGUGUCUGCAUGUACUUCCUGUGCUAGUCUGGGUUUUCCGUUGUACUCCAGAUUCCUCCCACAUGUUCUGAAAUGUACAUUUUUGGAAAAUGUGAGCGUGAAUAGUUGUCUCAAUGUGCUCUGAUUGGCUGGAAACCAGUUCAGGGUAUAGCCUGCCUCCUGCCCGUUGACAGCUGGGAUAGGCUCCAGCACUUCUGUGACCCUCGUGAGGAUAAGCGGCAAAGAAAAUGAAUGGAUGGAAAAGCUGGAGGUGGCGGCACGGCGGAGCAGCUGUAAAGCGUUGGCCUCACAGUUCUGAGGACCCGGGUAAAAUCCCGGCCCCGCCUGUGUGGAGUUUGCAUGUUCUCCCUGUGCCUGCGUGGGUUUUCUCCCACAUCCCAAAAACGUGUAACAUGAAUUGGACUCUCUAAAUUGCCCCUAGGUGUGAUUGUGAGUGCGGCUGUUUGUCUCCGUGUGCCCUGCGAUUGGCUGGCAACCACUUCCUACCUCCUGCCCAUUGAUAGCUGGGAUAGGCUCCAGCACUUCUGUGACCCUUGUGAGGAUAAGCAGCUAAGAAGAUGGAUGGAAAUGCUGAAGGCCACUUCCAUCAGUUCACAAAGUGGUUGCUCUGAUGUCAGUAUUUUGCAUCACAACAGGUAUAAAAUGUGAUUAAACUUGAUUUUGAAGAAAGCAGAUAGGGACUGUCGCCUGGUUUGCAUGAUGGGGUGAGGAUUUCAUAGGAUUUUGUGAGUUCGUUUCAUGUUCUGAUCAAAUGUCGUACUAUAUGUAUGAGUCAGUGUGUAGUGCUGAUGUACGUCAAAUUAAACGAGCUCCUGUUCUAAAGUCAUACUUUCUAUUCAUUUUUUUUUUUUUUUUUUUACUCUGCAAUGUUCUUUCCCAGUGUACAAUUUGCUGUAUUAGGUGAAACGCUGGUGGAUUUGUUUACUGCAUUGCCCAAAAUAAAACUCAUUUUGAAGAGUGUAGACUUCUUCCAAGA
Molecule: messenger RNA, 2048 nt
Organism: Syngnathoides biaculeatus (alligator pipefish)
Lineage: Eukaryota; Metazoa; Chordata; Actinopteri; Syngnathiformes; Syngnathidae
Product: mitochondrial carrier homolog 1-like
Exons: 12
Coding region: 46-933 (295 amino acids)
Biological process (GO): positive regulation of apoptotic process
Cellular component (GO): mitochondrion; membrane
Source: RefSeq, a predicted model, not a curated record